GAAAAGAAGAAGAAGAGUUGCUUGCCCAUCGCCAUGGUGGGCCGUCUCCGUCCGGUCCGGGUCGUGGCGCAGCACACCCCGCGGCCGGGUUGCGGUUCACCGGACCGUGAGCUAGACGCCCCCGUCAGAGCCGCGUCUCGUCGGUUAUCUUUGGCACAAGAGAGGCCGAGACCCGCCACCACCAUGGCCGUGUCCGUCGAAGAGGCGUCUUCGUCGGUUGUCCGGGAAUACCUGAGUCGGAAGGGACUCAGGAGGACGAUCGCUUGUAUGGAUGAAGAACUUCCGCGCACAGAAUCCAGCGUCAACAACAGAUCACAUUUGAGGCAGAUUCUCAACAUGGAGGGUCUCUAUAGAAAGAAUAAAGCUCAACUCUCCCCCCUGAAAACUUUACUAGAGAUUAUUGUAAAGCAUCACGUUGAGAACCUUAAGGAUGACCAGAUCACCAUCAGUAGAAGUGAUCCCCUGCAGUACGCUCAAACUACGAACUUGAUUGCUAAUUCUCCUGCAGUAACACCAACAUUGAUGAGUGACUCAAAGGCAGAGGAUCUCACAGCUUUUGUAACCGGCAAACACACCAAAUCAUGGUCUGAUAUAGGAGAAAUUGGCCCGUCUCAACCGAUACAUACAUCAUUAUUGCCUGAGACAGAUAGACUGUCCAGUCAAAAUACAACAGGGUUCAGGUCUCAAUACUCAGAAGAUCAAAAACUCCAGCCACCGAUGGCUUCUGUCCAGGAUAAUGAGAGCUUCAUUAAAAGAGAAGCAGAAAAAAAGACUUUCACCACUGAAGGCACCCAAAGGAGCAGAAUGAAUCGAAUUAGACGUGGCGUGAUUGCUGGACCAAUAUCUAGCACACUUCAGGAAUCAAACAAAAAAAGGCCAAAUCGAAGGCUAGAAGGGCCCCAGCAGCUGCUCAGAAGGGAAGAAGAAAACAUGCAGUCUAAGGAUGGACUUUUAGUGACUGGCGUACAUCAAAAAAGCUCAAAGAGCGGAGUCAAGUCAGCUGACUGCUUAGGAGGGCAAUGGGAGUCGUGGAGUGCACCAGACAGCUUUGAAAAAGUGCAACAAGACAUACCGACAACUUCAAAAGUGAAGUCUUUGACCAGGCCAAAUGGGGUUGAUUUGGAUGUGGCUGAGAUGGUUUUAGAUGACAUUGAUGAUGAAGAAGAUCUGCGAGAACUCUCCAAAGUGUCCUUUCAGAGAACCGUCGCAGAGCGCAGCUUCGCGGGCGGCCCGAUGGACCAACACACUGCCGUGGAACUGAAAACAAUUCUUCUUGGUUCCAGCUUGAAUUGUUUCAAUAUUGAGUGGAGGAAUCAAGGUUUCACAUUCUCAGACAUGCAUGACCUGAGAUAUGGAAUUGUGCAGAAAAAGGGUGGUCCUUGUGGAGUUCUGGCAUCCAUCCAAGCCUCUGUUCUAAAGAAACUGCUAUUUGAAGACGUUGAAAGCAGCAACACAGACCUUCAGAGGUUAAGACCUUCUAAUACAACCAGAAGAAAGUGUUUGGCUUUAGCGGUAGCUGAAAUACUGUGGAGGGCUGGCGAGGAAAAACAAGCCACAAUUGCAAUAAAUUCCGGGAGAAAUCAUUUCACCCCAACUGGACAAUACAGAUCUGAAGGAGUGCUUGAAAAGAUAACAUGUUUCACAGUGGAUAACGUCAAAGACCUGCAGUUGCUUCUGGAGCGCCACAUCGAUCAGUUUGAGACGGGGGUGUUGGGAUGCAUAUUACUCACCAUAUCUGCAGUUCUCUCUCGAUCCAUUGAAAAAGUAAGGGACGAUAUGGACGUGCCCACCACCACACUCAUCGGAGCCCACGGCUACUGCACUCAGGAGCUGGUCAACCUGUUGCUCGGCGGCAGAGCAGUCUCUAAUGUCUUCGACAAUGACAUGGAGUUGGACUCAGGCAAUGGCAACAUGACUCUACUGAAGGGAGUCAAAGGCCACUGUGACGUUGGCCUGAUGUCCUUGUUUGAACACUAUAACAUCUGUAGGGUAGGCGCUUACCUGAAGACUCCCCGUUACCCCAUUUGGGUGGUGUGCAGUGAAAGCCACUUCAGCGUGCUGUUUGGCCUGCAGAGGGAGCUGUUGACCAAUCAGGGCCAAAGCCUGGAGUUUGAACUCUACUAUUAUGAUGGACUGGCCAAUCAACAGGAGGAGAUCCGGCUCACUGUCUCUGUUGGCGACUCGGCCCCGAGCUGUCAUGACGUCGACACAGAUCUCAUUCCUCCACUGGAGCACUGUAUCCGAACAAGGUGGAAAGAUGCAUUUGUCAAUUGGAAUGACACCGAGCCUAUUCUCUGACUGAUCACGUGGUUGAACUAUGGAACAUUACAUUUAUACACUAUUACUUUACAACAUUGACUAUUUACCCAUAUAGCUGAGCAUUGUCAUGUUUUUCUCUUAUUCGUGAGACCCAGUGUUGUUCUUCCAAUUGUUUACAUGCUAGAACGGCAUCACACUCUGGAUGCACAGCUGGAAGGGGUUGGGCCCAUCAGCCAUAAAGUUUCAUGCUCUUUGCCUACAAAUCAAUAUUUGAGAUAAUGAAAUUCAUUUUAAAAGUAAUAAGCAUGAGGUAACUUUUAAAUGUAAACGUUUGCUGAGAAAUAUACUUUUGUUGCUGAUGAAAUGUAAAUUACUGCCAGAUGCAAUAUUGACCACAGUGGCCUUUUACUUUAUUUUGCUGUUACAGAAAGAUAUGACAGAUUAUUAAAAAAAAUAAUGAGAUCCCUUGUGAUAUUAUAAGAACCCAUAAGAGUGUUUAUGCGUUUGUCAAAGAGUAAUAGUUAUGAUAGACCUCAUGUGGAACAGAAAAUAGUCCAAUUAAGAUUGGUUUAUAUUGCGCCAAAUCAAAAUAGUUAUCUCAUUCCACUUUUUAUGUACCGUCGCAGGUCUCGACUGUAUUCUUUAUUUCAGAGUGAAAGAAAGUCAUUCACACCUCUACUGUCUCCUCACAGUGGUUGUUGUCUGUGUGCUUUUGGUUUUUGUGCUGCGUUUAAGAAGAUAUAAAGAAAAUAUUGAGAAAACUA
Pseudoliparis swirei is the source of this 3023-nucleotide messenger RNA. RefSeq names its product MINDY lysine 48 deubiquitinase 4 (gene mindy4). The record is from RefSeq and is a predicted model, not a curated record. NCBI's taxonomy places the organism in Eukaryota, Metazoa, Chordata, Actinopteri, Perciformes, Liparidae. Gene Ontology annotation, molecular function: cysteine-type deubiquitinase activity; K48-linked deubiquitinase activity. The transcript has 19 exons. Bases 34 to 2298 code for a protein of 754 amino acids. Gene Ontology annotation, biological process: protein K48-linked deubiquitination.